AUUGACACUUUAGAAAAACCUUUUCCCGCUCAUCACCCUUAGACGAUUCAUUUUCUGCCGCCAACGCACUGAAAUAACCCCUUUUGUUAUCUCUACACACACAAAACACACACACACACACAACGAGCUGCCAUCAGAAAUGGAGAGCUCUAAACCACAUUCAUUUUUCCAGGACAUCAAAUCCAGGGAGCUCAAUGGUUUCCGAGUAAGAAAACGACCUUGUAUACAAAACGAUGCGUUUCAGUACAAUCAAAUCGGAGCUGUUUCUGUGGAACAUGACGGCGAGCCUUCGCCUCCAAUGGCACUCUCUUUCUGCAAGACGAGUAAAAAUGCCCAUAUUAUUGCUGUGACCGACGAGCUUGGUUAUGUUAGCUUAUACAAUACCAGAUUUAAAUCGACAUUUUCAUCAACUUUUGGGGAGAAUGCAGAAAAAACUAAAUUAUAUGAAUGGGUAGCUCAUGAUAAUGCCAUUUUUGAUGUUUGUUGGAUUAAGGCUGAUACACAUAUGUUAACAGCUUCUGGUGAUCAAACUAUUAAAUUGUGGGAUGCACAGGAAAAGAAAUGCCUAGGAGUUCUUAUAGGUCACACAGGAAGCGUAAAAUCUAUAUGUUCUCAUCCAACCAAUGAUGAUAUUAUUGUAUCUGGUUCAAGAGACGGGUCAUUUGCUCUAUGGGACUUAAGGUUCUCUGGGAGUAAGCAGGGAGCUAUACAUAAGAUAACACCUAUAGCUAUCAAAGGGGCAUCCAAUUCAAGUCAUAGAAGGCGAGCUAGGCCUAUCAAGGCUGCUUCCAAAAGCAUUACUUCAGUUCUUUAUCUAAAGGAUGAGUUGUCAGUUGCUACUGCUGGAGCAGUGGACAGUGUCGUGAAAUUCUGGGACAGCAGAAAUCUAAAAGCUCCUAUUAGCCAGGCAUGCUCUGAUGAUAGAUCAUCUACCCAACAGGAAAGACGAUUAUAUGGCAUAACUAGCCUGUCACAAGAUUUAAAUGGAAUGUUUAUUUCUGCCUCAUGCAUGGAUAACAGAAUAUAUCUCUACAAUAUCCUCCAGCUUGAAAAGGGGCCUGUGAAAUCUUUCUCUGGAUGCCAAAUUGGAUCGUUUUUUGUGAAGUCAGCGAUGAGCCCUGAUGCAGCUCAUAUCCUUGCUGGUUCCAGUGAUGGCAAUGCUUACAUAUGGCAGGUCAACAAACCCAAAGCAGAACCCAUUAUACUGAAAGGCCACGACGGAGAGGCUACAGCAGUAGACUGGAGUCCAUCUGAGACCGGAAAAAUAGCUACAUCCUCUGAUGAUUUCACGGUUCGGUUUUGGGAUAUUCGAAGCAGUUGCUACUCGAAAACAAGAUCUCCAUCUUCUGUCCGAAGGAGAGUCAUGGCACUUCCAAGUAUACAAUGCAGAAGGCUUUUCAUGGAUGAAGAACCAACAAUUAGCAAACUGAAGCCCGGCACUUGUCCUAAAGAUGAACCUGGGAACCUAUCGGACCCAAGUAUUACUGCAUCAGUGCCAGAAUUCAGCACACCAAAACCGCAAAAGAGAAGAUUCUUAUCCCCGUCGAAAGUAAAUGAAAGAUCUGAGCAAACACCAGAAGCUUUUCAUGGAAGCCCCUCCUCUGUUUUGAACCCCCCAUCAUCUUUAAAAAGAAAAACAAUACGGGAUUACUUUCUGGCAACUUCAUAGGUGAUAUAUAAUGAUUGUUCCUGUUCCUGUUCCUGUUCUUGUCUCAUCUCGACUAGUUAGUGUCUUAGGUGGAUGAUGUUAUAAGAGUCCAGUUUCAGGUUAUUUAUUGUUUGGGCGAGGUACAAGUUAUGGAACUAUGGUGAGGUGAAAUAGCCUUGUUUUAGUUUAAGCUUGCAGGUCUAUAUAUAUGAUGUGAAACAAGUAUGGUGAAUAUUACAUGUAACAAUCAUGUUUACCUUGA
Molecule: messenger RNA, 1910 nt
Organism: Daucus carota subsp. sativus
Lineage: Eukaryota; Viridiplantae; Streptophyta; Magnoliopsida; Apiales; Apiaceae
Exons: 16
Coding region: 140-1669 (509 amino acids)
Biological process (GO): proteasome-mediated ubiquitin-dependent protein catabolic process
Cellular component (GO): nucleus
Molecular function (GO): protein-macromolecule adaptor activity; protein binding
Source: RefSeq, a predicted model, not a curated record